AUAAGGGAGAUAAUGACAAGGGAGAUAAUUGCAACUUUAACGAAAAUGAAAGUAAAAACGUUUAGAAAUGGUUUUGCUAGCACCUUUAUCUUAUUUCUUACAGUAGAUUAUAUCUCAUCAAAGAACGUUCUCAUUAUUAUAGCUGAUGAUGCUGGAUUUGAAACAUCAGUUUACAACAAUACAGUGUGUAAAACUCCAAAUUUAAACAAACUAGCAGAAAGAAGUUCUAUCUUCACAAAUGCUUUCACGUCUGUUAGUAGCUGUUCUCCCAGCAGGUCUGUGAUAUUAUCAGGUUUACCACAGCACCAGAAUGGGAUGUAUGGCCUUCAUCAAGAUGUCCAUCAUUUUAUGUCAUUUGAUGGUGUUCAGAGUCUUCCAAAGAUAAUACAUAAAGCUGGCAUAAGAACAGGAAUAAUUGGGAAGAAACAUGUUGGUCCUGAGACAGUCUAUCCCUUUGACUUUGAAGAAACAGAAGAAAAUAAUAGCAUUUUACAAGUGGGGAGAAACAUUACCAACAUCAAACUUCUUGUAAGAAAGUUCUUAAGUAAAGAUAAAUCCAGCCCAUUUCUGUUGUAUAUUGGGUUCCAUGAUCCUCAUAGAUGUGGUCAUACCCAUCCACAAUAUGGACAGUUUUGUGAAAAAUUUGGUGAUGGUAGUCCUGGGAUGGGAUCUAUACCUGAUUGGACACCGCUGGCCUAUAACCCUGAUGAUGUCAUUGUACCAUAUUUUGUCCAGGACACACCAGCAGCAAGAAGAGAUAUAGCAGCUCAGUACACAACUAUUAGCAGGCUAGAUCAAGGUAUUGGGUUAGUGCUGAGAGAACUAGAAAUAGCUGGAUAUUUAGAUGAUACGUUGAUACUCUAUACAUCAGAUAAUGGUAUACCCUUCCCUAAUGGCAGAACCAAUUUGUAUGACUCUGGAAUAACAGAACCAUUCUUACUAUCAUCACCUCUACACAGAGGCACAUGGGGCAUGGAAAUUCAGAAAUUAGUGAGUCAUGUUGAUAUUGUUCCUACAGUGCUUGAUUGGUUCAACAUUCAGUAUCCUCAGUACAAGCUUCUCCAUAACCCAGUUAUUCUGACAGGAAAAUCAUUAUUACCGUUGCUAUGCAACAGUGACAGAGAAUCAGAAGAAGUCAUAUUUACCAGUCAUAAUUUGCAUGAAGUGACCAUGUAUUAUCCAAUGAGAUCUAUUCGUACAAAACAUUUCAAACUUUUACAUAAUUUGAAUUACCUGAUGCCUUUUCAAAUUGACCAGGACUUUUUCAUUUCAAAUACCUUUCAAGAUUUGCUAAAUAGGACUCGAGCUGGCAUAUCAACUCAUUGGUAUAAAAAUUUAAAACAGUAUUACUACCGAAGUCAGUGGGAAUUCUUUGAUUUGUCAACAGAUCCACAAGAACGUAUUAAUCAGAUUAAAAAUGAGAAAUACACAGGAAUAAUAAAAUAUUUAAAGGAACAGUUACAUCAGUGGCAAAAUAUAACAUCCGAUGCAUGGAUUUGUGAACCACAGGGAAUUCUAGAAAAUAAAGGAUUUUAUAAACAUAGUCCUCACUGUUUUUCUGCAGAUUAUGGUGUAUGAAUUAUAACUGCAAAAAAUACUGAUCCACAAAUAUAUAAUGCUGAAUGAAUAUAAACCAUCAGCAUUAAACAGAUCUAAAAUUGGCCAGAUUCAUAAUGACAUGAACAUAAAUGUGAAUGCAAAACAGCACAGAUUUUUAAGUACCAGUUUAGUCUUAUAAUGUGACAUUGUUUAAUGAGUCUUCAUAUAUGACUUCUCUUUGCAACACUAGUUUCAUCUCUGUUGGUCUUGGCAGACAGUAAUUGAGAAGUUAAGCCACCUGCAGAAAUACAAUCUAUAUGAGUAAAAGAAAAAGACAGUAUUUUUUUUUCUAAAUGAAGGCUGAAUGGACUUCGAAUGUAUGGAUAAUCAUGAUAAUACAUCACUUUUUACAAUGUGAACAAGUAAUGAUGUUUUCUUGAGAUUGUCACAAAACUUUCAAUAAGUGAUUUUACACUAAUAUUGUAAUUACAAAACAACAAAAGAUAUUUUUCAAUAAAA
Messenger RNA from Mytilus trossulus (common blue mussel), 2058 nucleotides. RefSeq names its product N-sulphoglucosamine sulphohydrolase-like. The transcript is spliced from 7 exons. Gene Ontology annotation, molecular function: N-sulfoglucosamine sulfohydrolase activity; glycosaminoglycan binding; N-acetylglucosamine-6-sulfatase activity. Gene Ontology annotation, biological process: glycosaminoglycan catabolic process; heparan sulfate proteoglycan catabolic process. The record is from RefSeq and is a predicted model, not a curated record. Lineage: Eukaryota; Metazoa; Mollusca; Bivalvia; Mytilida; Mytilidae. Bases 13 to 1578 code for a protein of 521 amino acids.